UGUAAUCCAUAGAGAUAUGCAUAUGGACCUGUAUAAACACCAUCUCAAUUGUACACAUCUUCUCGUUCUUCAUAGGUCAGGGAAUCAGACGGAAAGCAGGCUCUGAAGUAUUACUGAAGAGUAGAGUACGAGGUAGAUAGGUACGUGGCCACAAAUGGAGAAGGGCUCGUCCGUUCCCGAAGGUUACCCCGUGGGAAUGAGAGUCCUCGCCAUGGAUGACGACCCUACUGGGCUCUCGAAGCUGGAGAAAAUGCUUCGGAGCUGCGACUACCAAGUGACAACCAAGGCGUCGGCGGUAGAAGAUGUGCGAGAGCUGCUUGACAACCCGAUGGGGUUUGACCUUGUCAUGACCAUUGUGCACACGAAGGCUCGUGGAAUUGACGGCUUCGACAUCCUCAAACAAGUCAAGAAUCGGCUCCCGGUCAUCUUGUUCUCCGACGAGUAUGACCCAGAGAUGUCAAAGAGGGGGAUCUUGGGAGGCGCGUGUGACUUCAUGCUCAAACCCCUACAGAUUAAGGAGAUCAGCCUCAUCUGGCAGCAUGUUGUGCGGCGUAGGCUCUUUGCAGGUUGCAGUGCUAACACUGAUGUGGAAAGUUCAGUUGACUCCAACGACGACCCUGAUGAUAACUAGCUGGAAUGAUAGGGGAGGAUCAAGAUACCAAAGUUCCGUUCGCGGCCACCGCUUCAUGGAUCAUUUAUUAAAGUUA
Brachypodium distachyon (stiff brome) is the source of this 707-nucleotide messenger RNA. RefSeq names its product two-component response regulator ARR11. Gene Ontology annotation, biological process: phosphorelay signal transduction system; cytokinin-activated signaling pathway. Bases 155 to 631 code for a protein of 158 amino acids. The transcript is spliced from 3 exons. The record is from RefSeq and is a predicted model, not a curated record. NCBI's taxonomy places the organism in Eukaryota, Viridiplantae, Streptophyta, Magnoliopsida, Poales, Poaceae.